AUAAGUUUCUCCUACGUGGGGUUGUCCUAUAUGGGUUUGUCCUUCAUGAGUUUGUCUUACAUGGUUUUGCCCUACAGAGGUUCAUACUAUGUGGGUUUGUCCUACAUGAGUUUGUCCUGCAUGGGUUUGUCCUACAUGUUCUUGCCUACACGGGUUUGUCUUACAAGGCUUUGUCCUACAUGAGUUUGUCCUGCAUGGGUUUGUCCUACAAAGGGUUGUCCACAUGGGUUUGUCCUACAAAGGGUUGUCCACAUGGGUUUGUCCUACAUGGGUUUGUCCUACAUGGGUUUGUCCUACACGGGCCCUCGUCCACUGUCUCAGGCCCCUUCUCCUAUCCUACAGGUGGGAUCCCAACAGACAGGAACAGCACCAGUAACAGCACAGGCAGCGGGUGCGUCGGGCUGUGGCAGCACCCACGUUACAUGGCUGCCAAGAAGAACACACCCGUCCACUUCAUCUGCUACACCCGUCAGCCCCACGCCAUGCAGUGGUACAAAGCGUCGGCGGAUGGAGAGGAGUUCCACGCGCUGGAUCAGAGCUCCGAUCGCUUCAGCAUCAAGAAUACAAACGACUACAUCAACUUCACCAUCUUCAGGAUCAACUACGAGGACAACGGCAUCUACGUGUGCGACAGCAAGAACUUCACAGAGGAGAAGAGGCAGCCACACUUGUGUGGGACAGAGCUCAGAGUCAUGAGUCGCAGCAACAUCCAGCAGAUCCAGAACAGGAACACGCUGAAGGACACCAUCAUCAUCAUCCAGACCAUCCUGCUGGUCAUCUUCAUCAGCGUCCCCAUGCUCCUCUUCCUAGAAAAGGGUGACGGAAAGGAAAGCCCUGAGGAAGACCACACCUAUGAGGGCCUGGAGGUGGAGCAGAUUGCCACCUACGAGGACAUCACUCCUUUCCGGGACAUGAAGGCCAAAUGGACAGUCGGGGAGCACCCAGGAGAGGAGUGAGGGGUGCUGCACCCACCACCAGGAUGGCACCGGCAGCACCACCCCAUGGCAGCACCACACUGGUGCCACCACGGACCUCCAAGGACUUGGUGCCACCACCUCCAGCUGCCUUGUACAGAGCUCAGGUCCUGCUGCCUCCCAGCUCAUGCUUGGUCGCAUCCAAGCUGUGCAAGCAAGGCUGUCCUGCCCUGGCUGCUGCCCAUCCUGCCCCACUGCUGAACCCCAAAACCCUACAUAGAUAAUAGGAACCAACCUCAGAGCCCAGCAGCCCCAAAUGCCAGGCAGUCCCACACCACAGUGCUGAGCUGUGGCAUGGUUAAUGCCACCAAGGUGCUAUGCUGGUGACCCCAUGGACACACGCAAUUCCCCCCCAUGCUGCAAGGACCCUGCUGGGCUGUGAGACCCCCCCCACCAGCCCUGUGCUCCUGGUAGGGGAGCCGUGGAGAGCAGCACCAUGGGGCCGGUAGAUCUGGGGCCAGUGUGUUAUCUCUCAAGCCACAGACAUGUCCAGUUGGCCAAGCUGGAAGUUGACAAAGUUGGCUGUUGUCUGAGAUGGAGGAUCCUCCACAAGUGCCUUGUUUUAUCCCAUAGACUUGAGGAAAGACCAGGGAACAACAGGCACACAGAGGGCUUGCUCCUCUCCAGGCAGGAGCUGUGGCACAGGGCUGUCCCCCUGGUGAGGGACACCCUCAGAACCAAUGGAAGGAUGUAAAUAGCGGGACGCAGACGUCCAACUGCUCUUUUAAGUCCUAAUAAAGGUGAUGGGUGAACUCCCACCUUGCACACCUGCAGGCAUCCGAGCUGUGUUGCACCGUGCCCAGUCCUGGUGCUGGGGGUGUUGGGGAUGGCAACGGGCUGAAGGUCCCUUGCAGGACAGCUGCACCGUGCAGCUCGCUGUGCCUCGGCCCUGAGGAGAAGCAGAUGGGACUGUGCUGCUUCCUGAAACAGCCUGCGAAGACUGAGGGUAAACUGUGAGGAAACAGGGCUGCUCAGCAGGGAGAAACGAGCCCCGGCUCCCAAGCUGUGUGGGAUUUCGGGAGGAGUGGGGCUCACCCCUCCAUGCCAUUUCCAGCGAUGAAAUGGAAGAGGAAGGAGAGCAUUUCAGCCUUUCCAGUUCCCAACUGCUUUCUCUGCUCUGUGUAAACAACUCACCCAACCGACGGAACAGAGCCACGCAGACACACAGGACUGCAGCUUGCACCUGGAGAGGAAACCACUGGUGACCAAAGCAGUUUCGGUGACCCCAGUUCCGCUCUGCUGCCUGGCUGCUCUUAGCAGGGGCCUCAGCUUCCUUUGACAUGUCAGAAGCAAAUAAAUAUUUCUGCAUUUCUGCAUUAUUUUAAA
Molecule: messenger RNA, 2300 nt
Organism: Phasianus colchicus (ring-necked pheasant)
Lineage: Eukaryota; Metazoa; Chordata; Aves; Galliformes; Phasianidae
Source: RefSeq, a predicted model, not a curated record